Messenger RNA from Indicator indicator, 1530 nucleotides. It is a transcript of the gene SNRPC, whose product is annotated as small nuclear ribonucleoprotein polypeptide C. Gene Ontology annotation, cellular component: U1 snRNP; nucleus. Gene Ontology annotation, molecular function: zinc ion binding; pre-mRNA 5'-splice site binding. Bases 766 to 1284 code for a protein of 172 amino acids. NCBI's taxonomy places the organism in Eukaryota, Metazoa, Chordata, Aves, Piciformes, Indicatoridae. Gene Ontology annotation, biological process: spliceosomal snRNP assembly; mRNA splicing, via spliceosome; mRNA 5'-splice site recognition. The record is from RefSeq and is a predicted model, not a curated record. The transcript has 6 exons.
GUCGCGCUGCGGGACUGUUGUUUUCUGCCUAAAUGAUGCUUUCCCCCGCAGUUUUCAGUCCCGCAGCCUCACCGAAAGGAGAUUUUACCCCUCAAAUAACACUUGUCCCGUAAUUUUCAAUCUCGCUGAGGGGAGAUUUUAUUCUUCAAAUGGCGCUCUUCCCGCAAUUUGCAAUCUCGCAGCCUCACUGGAGAUUUUACCCCCCAAAUGAUGUUCCCCUCCCCAUUUUUCAGCUUCACAGCCUCGCUAUGGAGUGAUUAUCCCCGAAACGUUUCCCCCCUGGUUCCAGCCCCACAGACUCACUAAGGGACGAUUUUACCCACUCUGAAUUACGCUUUUCCCGCAAUUUUCAGACCCGUGAGUCCGUGGACCGAGUAUUUCCUAUAAGAAAAGCUGAAAAAUGUGAGUCAGCUCAGCCAGCACCGCGGGGAACCCCUGCUCACCAGCCUGCCCUGCAUUAAUAUUUUUAACGUAAACUCUUUAGUAGCUUUUAACGCAAUCCUGCUGCGUCACGGGAGGGUUUUCCCAUCCCAAGCGCAGUGGUGACCUCGGCAUCCAGCUCUGACGUAGCUGUGGAAGCGGAUAAACUCAUGGCGUCAACCAAAGGGAGGGGCGCAAGCUGGGCCUGUGAGGCGGGAUACGCGAAGCCCGCCCGCCGUUCUGUUUGUCCAUCGUGGGCCGCCGUCCAGCGCCGUUCCCGCUCUGCGCUGCCGCUGUUCUACAGUAGUCGCUGGAGGUCAGGGAGCGGAAGGCGUCGCUACGUGAAUGCGUCACUUCCUAGAGGCGCUCGUGGCGGGGAGAACCAUGCCUAAGUUUUAUUGUGAUUACUGUGACACGUACCUCACCCAUGAUUCGCCUUCCGUGAGGAAAACGCAUUGCAGUGGCCGGAAACACAAAGAGAAUGUGAAAGACUACUACCAGAAAUGGAUGGAGGAGCAAGCCCAGAGCCUGAUUGAUAAAACAACGGCUGCAUUCCAGCAAGGGAAAAUCCCCCCGACUCCAUUCUCGGCCCCACCGCCCGCAGGAGCCAUGAUCCCUCCGCCUCCCAGCAUCCCUGGCCCCCCACGGCCUGGCAUGAUGCCGGCCCCUCACAUGGGUGGACCACCAAUGAUGCCAAUGAUGGGCCCUCCCCCACCAGGAAUGAUGCCAGUUGGACCUGCUCCAGGGAUGAGGCCACCAAUGGGAGGACACAUGCCAAUGAUGCCAGGGCCCCCAAUGAUGAGACCACCCUCCAGACCCAUGAUGGUGCCAACCAGGCCAGGAAUGACUCGUCCAGACAGAUAAAGAUGGACAUGGAGCUGCCUUUUCUCUUUCACCUUCUGAUCCUCCCUACGAUAAAGUCCCCUAGACACCUGUCCUUAGGAUUUUGUACUCAGUGUGCAGAGAUCUGCUGCCCCAUCAGCCUGGGCACACACUGGACUGAUACCUUUGUACCUGGUCUGGUUUUCUUGGUGGUUUUAUUUGUUUGCUGGGGUUUUUAUCCCCUCAUUGAGUUGUAAAAUAAAACAAUAAACCGUGGAUGCUGGUUUA